UCCCCUUCCCCGCCGUUUGCGCUGUGUGUCCGGAGGUGGUGGUGGGGUGGCGGCCUCCGUGUGCGGCGCUGAGCGGGAGCGGCGGGCGGCGGAAGAGGAGGCUCCGGGCGCCCCUGUGUCCUGAGGAGAAGGGUGUGGGGGCUGGAGGAGGGCGUCAGCCCCCGGGCGCGCAGAGGCCUGCGAGGCGUGUAGCGAGGCUGCAGGAGGAUGCACAGAGCUUGUCUGAGUAAGACCAGGAUGGAAGAGUCUAAUGGGGACCUUCCUAUCCAGAGGGACACCAUGCUAUCUGAGUUGCACUGUGAUCACAUCACCAUAACAAAGCUGCACUAAACUUGCUGGGCAUUUGGAAAACUGUGUUUGGAGCUGUUCCUGGGCCUACAUCAAAGACCUCAGUGGAGUGACAGUUCGAAGAUGGGAGAUCAGGAUGCAGGUGAACCCUUUCUGGGGACAGUGGCUGGUGGUGCCACAGACUACGAAGGAGCUCUGCCCUCAGACACAGUGUCUCUCAGCGAUUCUGAUUCUGAUGAUUUGGGGUUAGCGGAUGAAGCGGAAGUUGAUACAAUAUCUCCUGAGGAGCCAUCUGUAGAUGAUGGGGAUUACAGAUCAGGGGAGAUCCCCGACUCUUCAAACAGCAGUCACAGAUCUCCUGUCCAGCCGUUCCAUCUGAGGGGCAUGAGUUCUACGUUCUCUCUCCGUAGCCAGAGCAUUUUUGAUUGCCUGGAAGAGGCGGCCAAGUUGUCUGUGCCCUCGAUGCCAGAAGAUAAUGUUGUUGAUGGGAGGUUUAAGCGUCCAUUGCCUCCAACCACAGUUUCAAGUAACAUAGUUCCAGAAGGCCUAGGAAAGCAAACCAAACCAGUGCAGGCUCCCAAAACCUCUCCUGCGGUGCCUGACUAUGUGGCACACCCAGAGCGCUGGACCAAAUACAGCCUAGAUGGAGUUUCAGAGUCUAGCGACAAGACUAACAGGGCAGUGGCCAUGGAAUUUCUAAAGGGUUUGAAGAAAAGAGGGGAGGAACAAAGCUCAGCUACCCAAGAUAGCUACACCCCAUACUUCAACCAGGAUCCUUCCAGCUGUGGAGCUGGGAGGAUUGUCUUCACCAGACCAAUAAAAAGGGGUGUUGAUGGACUGGAAAAGAAAACAGCAUCAGGGGAGGAUGAUAAGAAACACAUGAGAACAGAUCUGAAAGGAAAAUCUCUUAAGAAGACUGAUGACUUGAGGGAGGAGGAUAAGGUGGAGCUGGGGCACUUAGAUAGUGGAAGCGGAAGGGCAACAGAGGAGGAGGAGGAGGAGUACAUGAUGACAGGGGACCUGAGUACGGAAGGUAAGCUUAGUGCAAGGUUUAGUGGCACAAGUGAAGAGCCAUCGGUGGAAACGGUUGGAUUCCAUUGCAGCAAGAAGAAGAAUAGGAAACACUUCCGGCCUAAAGUAGACGACGAAGGGGAGGAGGAAGAGUCCUGAAGGAUGGAGCACAUUGGAGACAUCCAAGGACUUGUAUUGUCUUUGGAUAUGUUUGGCUUUUUCUCUGACCUUUUUUUUUCUUCUUAUCUGGAAACCAUAUGAUAGCUUUUUGUCUAAUGGUUUGCAUUGUAGCCACCAAGAACAUCUUAUAUUGUUAGAAAUUAAGCUACCUAAAAUACACUCCAGACUUCUUGUUUGUGAGAAGUCUGUGGGCACAGGAUAGUUGCACCCUAGUAGGAGAGAAUAAGGGGCACUUUGUUUGCUUGAGCAGCUCCCUGGGGCUUGCUCUGGAGCUGAAGUAGCCAAAGAAAAAGAUGUGUUAGCUAAAAGGCUGCAAGGCUUACUGCUAACCCCCAAAUUUAGAGCUGUUCCCAAGUCAUGUAGAAUCCUGGAACAAAGAUGAUGAGCUCAUUAUGUAGAGAUUUUUAAACAAUGAAAAUAAAACCUGGUCUUCCACUAGAUGUGAUUUAUCCUGGCCCUGUCCCAGGGAGGAAAACAUUAAUUUUUAAAAACUUUUUUUUUAAUACAUCUUUUUCUCAUUGCCAUUGAGACUGAAAGCACAACGGUGCUCGAUGAGUUUGGAGGGUCCAGGUGGGAACUGGCAAAACCAAUUUUUUAUUAAGGUUGGCUUAAUAUUUACCUUAUUUAGUGUUACAUGAUAAAGAUUUUAAAAAACAGUGUUUCCUGUGGAGAGGAACAGCUCUGGAUACAUCGUGGUGAAGACACACUCAGGAUGGCUUCAGCAAAGUCUUACCACAUUGAGUGUAGGUCAGAAUUCACAACAGCUUCAGUUGUUGUUGGGCAGCAGUUUUUCCCCUUACUGGUAUGAUAUGUGAUGAUUCUUGGCCUGCAUCUCUGUAUGUCCUUUCCAAGGUGGCACUGCUUCCACAUUGAUUCUGUGUGGAUUUGGUGGGAAUGAGGUAUUUAUACCAGAACUGGAUACUUUUUUGUUCUUCGGGAUUCAAUAAACUAUCAGUUGUAGCUUGAUUUCUUCAUCUCUUGGAACCAUGCUGAUUAAUGCAGCUAUAGGAGUUUUAAGAAAUACUCAGCUUAUUUGAUUUGAGAAUUGUCUUGAAAAUCUUCUGGAAUGUUACUUUAAGCUUACUGGCUUGUAACUUCUCCUUCAAGUCUUAGAUUCUAAAAUUCACAUGUUUAACAUUUUCAAUCAUUUUACAGUAUAUAGAGAAUCACCUCAUAGGAUGAGUCACCUCAUACAAUGAAUCACACUGUAAUGAAUGUCAAAUAUAGUCGUUUUUCACACAGGGUGUUAUUAAAUUUUAUAAAUAAGGUUGAAAGAUUAAAUUCUUUGAAAGGUUAUACUGACAUUUUUUUUCCAGUAUUCUAAAUUAACUAACCCAAACGUUAGUAUUUAUAACCAUGUAGUGAAAGAUUACUUCUUCAGAAUUUGUGAUCUUUCUUGCUAGGCUGUGCUUGCUCAAACUGAAGGAUAUUUGAGGAGGUUACUUCCUCUGUGGGGGUGUCAGCGUCUUAUCAAUAAUUGACUGGUAGGCCCAAAUAAUUUGGGUCUUUGUGUUUGAACAGAUGCAUCAUGAAGCAGAAAGCAAUGUAAAAUGAAUAAUAUUGUUCCAUCUUUUGAAAUUCACCUUUUAAUUUUAAAAGCAGAAUGUAUUUUCUCAUCAGUAUACAGUUUGAUGCACAUUAAUUAAUGGGUCAUUGCUAAAUACAUCGGUUGUUCCAGUAUAUGUGAGUCGGACAUAACCAAAAUCUAUCCAUUUGAAAUUGUUGUUUCCAGUGGAUAAUUAAUGUGCCAAUCACAAUUAAAAUAAUAGCCAUUUCAGAGUGGAAGCUCCUGCCAAGAGCGGGGCAUGCUGGUUUUAAGAUUUACAUUAUUUACCUCAAAAAAAUGUAGCUCAGUACAAACUUACUGGUGUUAGAACUUCUGCUUGCCUAGGGUAAAGAACAGGUAGGACAGUACCAAAAUUUCAUCGCUGUUAAUGGGGUCACAGGUCUGGGGCACAGCUGCAUAAACUGGACAAAUGCCUAUUUUAUGAAGACAUCAUAACAAGAUUAAUAUCUAUUAAUAAAAGGAUUAUGUUGAAAAGGUAUUUUUAUCAGAUCUGAGAUACAUUUAUUAUUUUUUCCCCACCUCUGGUAACAGAGAAAGCUUUUCCACAUCCUAUAUUUUGUUGCACAGAAGCAGUGUUAUAUGCAUAGACUAAAUUAAGUUCAGCUGAAGCUUCUCAGAGUAAGAAAGACCACAUCCCCAUACUUCUCCCCUUCUGAUGCUGUUUAUAUUAUUCCAGAGAAAUUUCCUUUUAAAGUCAGUAGUAAUAUUCAUUUUAUUGGUGUAUCUUUUCAUACAGAAUUCUAAUAAAGCCAGCUAGCUUUUGUAUGCCAAUGUACAUGCAACUUUAAUGAAAAAAAAGUCAAACAGUGCAAAUCCCUGGUUUGUAGGAAAAUUCUUUCUACACAUUCUUACUUUAAAGUCUAAGUGAUUUUAUUUUUUUUUUUUCCUGACCUUUGAGAGAGAAAAGUAAAAUGAAAUCAGAAAACCGCUUAGGUGUAGAUGCAGUGUUCCACGUGGUGUGAUACAUAAAGGCAAAGUCUGCUGUAACAGCAGCUAUGAUCUGACAUUGAAACAAAAAAGCAAGCAGCGGAGGCUGGGGGUCUGGCUGUGGGAGGGUCACCUGCUUUCUGUUUGGGAAGUGACUGCAAGCCACCGUGUGAUGCAAUUCCAGUUUCUGGGGAUGAGCGAGGAGCUCUCAAUAAGGAAUACCAGCAAAGAAAACCUCACAGAAGCCAGUGUGAGAAGAGAAGACUAAGUGCAAUUGUUUGAGGGUUGCAAGAACUCCAGGAACUGUAUGGAUUGAAUAGUUCAGUAUCCCAGGCCCUUUCCUGUGGAAACUAUUUCUUGAUUUCCUUUCUAAGCAACACAGAAAUGUGAGUUUGCUUUCUUGGCCAAGGAAGUGGCUUGGGUUUUAGUGCGUAAAUGAUCACUCUUCUAAAGGGAGACUCCCUUGAACAGAGAAAUGUGGAAAUUAGCAAUGAUGACAAUGGAUUGAGGGUGUGGUAUUUGGAGAAUAGAAGGCAGAUUGUAUUUAGAAAAUACGGUGGUAGAGUUGUCUUGCAGGAGAAAGUUUUUAGUGUGAUUUGUGAAACGGAGGUUUGGAGAACAGGCCAAGAUACAGGAGCAGGAGGGAAGAAAGCCCAAGAAAUUGGAGGAGGAGGACCAGGAAAUCCUCAGUUGUGUUAAACAUUGACAGCGCUUGGCAUAAAAGCUUUGAGAGCUGGGCCUUAGGCCUUCAUGAGAUUGGGAUUUUACUUCUACAGUAGUUCAGUAGGACAGAAGGUUUAAUCUGAAGAAAUGGGGAAAAAAAUUAAUUAUCAAUGUAUAUGAUGUCAGACUGAUCUGCACGCUCUUCUCUCUCACUUCUUUCUGGCAAAGGCACUUCUGUGUUGGCAUUCAUCACACCUAAUAGGAUUGUAAAAGCCGUGUGCUUGUUUAAAAGCCUUAGGACAAGGGGCACAUAAUAGUAAUUGCCUAAGAAACUUUAAAAUGUUUAAAAUAAUCCACAAUAAAAAGAUACCGUAGAUUCUA
This is a messenger RNA of Grus americana (Whooping crane), 5017 nucleotides long. RefSeq names its product tumor suppressing subtransferable candidate 4 (gene TSSC4). Lineage: Eukaryota; Metazoa; Chordata; Aves; Gruiformes; Gruidae. The coding region runs from base 412 to 1458 and encodes 348 amino acids. The record is from RefSeq and is a predicted model, not a curated record. The transcript is spliced from 3 exons.